AGCUCUGAAAACAGGUGUCGAUUUGCGGGUGACUCCGAUCCGCGUCUGGAAUUCGUAUUAUCAAGGGGAGUGGCCCAUGUUUCAUAUCCGUCUAGGUGGUCACACGUCAGCUGAGUCUGUCUCCUCUUUCAAUGGAUGAAUGAUUGAAUUUUUUUAUGGAGAUCUGCAUUGGAGUGGCGAGGAUUUCAGUGUUCUGUUUAGAGCUAAUAAAGGCUGAACUAGUGCUCCUCAGGGAGCUUCGUGCGAGGUGAAUUUUAAAGAAUUCCAGAAGAGUCUGCAUCUGGGUUCUGUGCUUGACUGUUUAAGAGAGAGCUCUUCCCAAUUUUCUUGGAUAUGCAAAGAUGGAGAAAAAACAAAAGAUCACUCAGUACAGGGAAAGGUUGGAUAAGACACUUGCAUUGCCUGAUCUGGCAAAUAAGGAGACACUUGAAACCUUAGUCAAGAAUCAACUCCUACGUUUUUCAGAAGAUGAAACUAACGGGUGCAAUCAGAAAGUAAUAGAAAAUAGGACUGCACAAGUAUCAUUUUUUCUUGACAUGUUGAGGAGUGCUUCAGUAGAUGAUAACAAGGGAUCGGAAGCCAGUGAGAGAUCACGUGCUGAAUGGAAGUUAAAACAAGACAACGAAGACUUUCGUGUUAUGUAUCGUGAAGGGCUCGAAGGCUCUCCCUUUCAUACUUUACUAGUGGAAGGCUACAUAGAUGGGCCUAUAGAUGUUUGUCUAUGCACCUCAUGGGAGUCAUCCCUCUACAAGAAAUGGUGGCCUCAGUUUAGUGUUCCGACUUUCAAAAUUAUCCGUGGCAAAUGUUUGCAAAAGGUGCGGAUUGGUGAACAGAUAUCUUUAGUGAGGUUGAAGGUUCCUUGGCCACUGUCAACAAGGGAGGCCAUUGUGCACUAUUUUAUGUUUGAGUACUUUCAAGAUGAUCUCAUUGUUGUCCUUCUAAACACGAUUUCUGAUGUGGAAAGCAUUGAUAUAUCUACUCAUGGUUUUGCCAAAGAGGUGAUCCCUGAGGCAAAUGGCGUUGUUAGGAUUGAUGUUGUAGGAGGCGUUGCUUUGCAGAAGGUGACCUCAGAAAGAAGUUACUUUCGGACAAUAGCAAAUAUGGACAUCAAGUUGGACUUUGUCCCUCCAUCCCUUAUAAACUUUAUCUCACGGCAGCUCAUUGGCAGUGGUUUCAGACUCUAUCAAAAGGUAGUGUCCUCUAUUUCUAAGACUGACAGAGAUUUUAUUGAUGCCUUGGGCGACCCACUGUAUACUAAAAUACGUGGAGCUCUUUAUUCCGCUAAUAUAUCAGAAAGGGCUGUGGAAGGAGAAAAGAUCAAGAAUGAUGUGUGUAUUUUCCCUGAAGAACAUCUUAUUGCGAAUAAGCAAGAGGAAUUGGUGGAUAUAUGUCAGGAGGUUCAUUGUGAUUACCAUGCAAGUGAAUCUGAGCCAAAAAAUGCAGUAGUUACAGACAGGAAAGCUUUUGGAGAGAUUGAAGAAGAGAGUGAAGAAAACAAGCACUUUGAGGAGGAUGGUAAGGACACAGAUCACAUUUCAACCAAGGAAUUCAAUGAAGGGUGUAAUGUAAAUGGCAAAAGAAGUAUAUCAAUCAGUUCUGAGGUGGAACAAGCUCUGGGAACAUUAGAAAAGGUCAUCUCAGUGCUUCGGGAAUAUGGGUUUAAUGCCCAAACUGGGUUCGCUUCUGGGUUAACCAGCAAAGAUGUGGAGGUUCUGACAAAGGACUCAAAUUUCAAUGAUGAGGUUAUUCUUGAAGUAUUGGAAAACGAAAUCAUUGAUGGGACUUCACAUGAAAGGCCUAGGAAUAACUCUAGCAAUCACAGCUUCAGGCAUGCACGAUCAAAUUCUCUCCCAAGGGAGGUAAACCAUAACAAAAUUCUACUAGCAUCAACGGAGCAGGUGCAGUAUCUUUCGGUUCCUAAUGAGGCUACGCAGGUUACUUUGAACGGGACAACAGAAGUACAGGCUUUGGACCAAAGUGCACAUGAUAUUAAGCAAAUAAGCGCAGAGGCAAAUAGCAUCCAGGAAAGUAGUCUAAACGGAGAAGAGAUAUCAAGCGGACAGAAAAAGCAUGGGCUAUGUUGUUUCAGGAUGUGAGGUUGAGUUAGCUGAAAAAGAAUCGGUAGAAAAUUUGAAAAACUCAAAAAGGUUUCAUUAUGGUCACACCACAACUCAAUCCUCACAGUUACAAAUGAGAGGUUUUGUACCAUGUUGGAGAUAACUUGUAUGAUAGUUUCCAAUUAGUUCUCUAUAGAUUUUUGAAGUCUAAAAUAGGAGCCGCUUGUUUCCAAAUCGUCUUCUAACCAAUAAGAGGCUUUCUUCACACACCAA
Carya illinoinensis is the source of this 2330-nucleotide messenger RNA. RefSeq lists its product as uncharacterized. The record is from RefSeq and is a predicted model, not a curated record. Lineage: Eukaryota; Viridiplantae; Streptophyta; Magnoliopsida; Fagales; Juglandaceae. Bases 342 to 2096 code for a protein of 584 amino acids. The transcript has 11 exons.